UCCAAGGCACUUGCGAGAAAAGACAACGAUAGCAGUUACAUCUAGAGGCUAUUAUGGAUUGGAGGAUGAAAAGGGAACUGCAUGUACUUCAACCAGGCGUCGGUCAACACCGCGAAGUUUGGCAGGCUUGACAAGUGGAGUGUUUGAAUCUAUAAUGGUUCAAGUUUUGAGACAGGAAGAACAGCUGAGAACAAAAGAAGAGAAAAGGAUCCGGGAGCAGGAACGAAAAGAAGCUGAAGAAGCUAGUCAAAAAGAAAUAGAAGAAUGGGAAAGAAAACUUCUAGCACAAGCAGCUCCAACUUGCAUGGAGACCCUGUGGGAAAUUCCUGCUAUCGGACACUUCCUUUGUUUAGCCCAACAAAUUCUCAAUUUGCCAGAAAUAGUCUUUUACGAACUGGAGCGUUGUCUUCUGAUGCCUCAGUGUAAUGCUUUUCUGUCGAAAAUAAUGACGUCUCUAUUAAGCCCUCCCCACCGCAGACACACCUUGCAUCGACGGCCUGCUCUGCCUUACAGGACCUGGGAAGCAGCACUGAGGCGGAAGGUGCAGCAGUGGUACGCUGCUGUAGGACAGACCGAAAACCCUGACAACUGUGCCGAGAAGCUCGGACUGUGCCCUCAGUUUUUUAAAGUUCUGGGAGAAGUCAGUCCAUUGGAAGAAAAACCUUUUCACGAACUACCUUUUUACCAAAAAGUGUGGCUGCUUAAGGGUCUCUGUGACUUUGUGUAUGAAACACAAAAGGAGGUUCAAGAUGCUGUACUUGGACAGCCCAUCCAUGAAUGCAGGGAAGUCAUCCUUGGCUACGAUUAUUUGGAGAAUGCUUACGUACACUUUCCACAGUUCUGUGGUGCCGAUGUACGAAUUUAUAAACAGAGACCCUUUCAGGCCCCAGAGUUUCCAAUUCCACCCAUUAAAAUACAAAGAGUACCUCGGAUUAAACUGGAGAAGCUGAAGUGUAACUACAUGAGUACAAGUAAUGGAGAACACAGAUGUGGUCAAGAAGGCCUGUCCUCUGCCUUCAAGAAAGAACAGGAAAUCAGUUUUGAUACAGCUUGCUGCCCUGCUGAAAGGUGUUUGGAUAAUCAUGAUAUCUCUGUUGAAAUGGAAGUAAAAUCCAGCUAUGAGAUUAGAAUUCGCAGGCCCUUUGAAAUGAAAAAAACUGGCUAUUGUAAAGAAAAUUUAGAGAAACCAGGGAGUCCAGGGGAAGUUACUGGCUUUGGAGAGCCUCUCAGUCCAGGUGAAGUAAGAUUUAUAGAAAAGCAGGAAAAAUAUGAUGAAGCUUCGAGGAUAAAGACUGAACCCAAUCCAUUAAAAGAAAAUACUCUAAAAUCUUGCCAGAUACAUGUAAAUGGAAGUCACAGUGAUCAUCCAGAAAUUAACUGCCACAAAGUUGUAAGGGACAUUCUAUUAGAGCAGUCACUACAGAGCCACAAGAAACUCAAACUAACUAAAAUGAGGGCAAAAAAGAAGAAAAAGAAAAAAAAGAAAUUGAAAGAUGUUUUGAAUGAAAAUAUACAGAGAAAGCGUGAAAGUCUUCAGUCUCUUGCAUUCAAAUCUUACAAACCUGAGAUCCAGAAUAAGCUAUUGAUCAUCAAAAAGAAAGCAAAGCACAAGAAGCACAAAUCUGGAAAAAAAUCCAUAUCUAAAAAAGCAAUCACAAAGAAGAGGAAAACGGUCACCAAGUCACCUACUGUACCAGAAUUUCAGCUUAUUUGCACUAAUCUUGAUGAACUCAGGGAAUUAAUCACAAAAAUCGAGAAUGAACUCAAAGAUCUGGAAAACAGUAGAAAAAAAUCGGGCAAAUGGUAUCAUCGGAGGCAAGCUGUAAAAGAAUUGCAUAGUACAUUAAUACGUCUCCUAAAUGAAUUACUGCCAUGGGAACCAAAGUUAAUGAAGGCUUUCCAAAGAAACAGGAGCCGCCUAAAGAAAGACUAUGAUGAUUUCCGAAGACAACCCGAUCACGAUAAAUUCACCAGAGAACUGUGGACAACUGAAGAGGGCGAUGGAGAUGUGGGAAAAAGCUCUCCUAAGGGAGAAACCAGUGCCACUGUGGACUCGACAGAACCUCUGGACGUCCUGGAGAAAGAGCACUUUGAUUCAGAUGAUAUGAAAUUGUCAGAAAUAGAUCUUCCUAUGGGCAGAAGCAAGCUGUCGAAAAAGGAAUUGCCUUCUAAGGAUGUACCGAAGACACUGCUGAAAACACUUAAACGACAGUCCAGACAAACUGUUUAUCUGGAUGAUAGCACAAAAGAGCUUUCCCCAAGGAAGAAAGCAAAGCUAAGCACAAGUGAGACAGCAGUUGAGAAUUUGGAAGAUAAUGUGCAGAUUGACUGUCUGAAUGAAUCAAAGCACACAGAGCCAUCGUUUCCAGAGUCAUUUGCCUCACUGGAUUCGGUGCCCGUGUCUCCUCUUCAGAAAGGGACCAAACCCAUUCAGGCCUUGCUUGCAAAGAAUAUUGGGAACAAAGUGACCUUAACAAACCAACUGUCCCCUUCCACAGGCAGAAGUGCUCCUACUGUGGAAAAGCCAGGCAUAUCUCCCCCAGAAGCAAGCCCUAUAAAGCCAGCAUUGACCUGCCACACCAGUGCAAAAGGCCCUUUACAGGUGGUAUACAGGAUGCCCUGUGGCCAGUGGUUGCCAGUAGAUCUUCCUAACAGCUCUGUAAAGAUUCAGAUGCAGCCUGUGGUGGACCCUAAAACAGGAGAAAAAAUCAUGCAGCAGGUUCUUAUUCUGCCUAAGAAUUUUGUGAUCCAGCAUAAAGAAGGAAAAGCCAUUGCGAAAGAAGUGCCAGCACUUCAACAAAAAGGUACAGAACAGCAUCUUUCAUCUUUCCCACAGACCGCAAAUGCAGACGCUUCUUCAGCAUCAGUUCUCAUCAACCCAACAGGAACUGUUUCUGCUGAACUACCUAGCACAGCUUUCAGCAAGACGAUUACUCCUAUGUCAAGUGUGAGUAACACUAGAGCACCGCCCUUGUCGCCGUUAACCUCUGUGAGUAACUUCUUGACGCCACUGGUUAAGGCUAGCCAGAGCGAGACAGGAGCGGUCAAGAAUGCAGUCUCCAUGGCCACAUUCCCACUGCCCAGUGCUUCAUCCCCCGUUUGCUCAGCAGGCCAGCCUCCGUCAUCAGCAGCACCACUAAAUGGCUCUACGCAUCCUGGCAGUUCCCUCAGCUGUUUGACACAACAGAUUGCUGAUUCUUCAGAGGCAAAGCAAGAACUGAAAACGGUGUGUAUAAGAGACUCCCAGUCGAUUCUGGUCAGGACACGAGGUGGGAACACGGGAGUUGUGAAAGUACAGACCAAUCCAGAUCAAAAUUCGCCCGAUACUCUAUCCCCAAGUUCUGUGUUCACAUUUACUCCUCAGCUUCAGGCAUUUCUGGUGCCAAAACCGACGACUUCACCAUCCUCUGAUUUUUCACCGGUAGCUGGAACAACUACUUUAUCUAGUCUCCCACCUUUUGGACAGACAUCAGCUUCUGUUUCCAUCCCAGCUAACUUCAGUUCGUCCUUGGGGAAGAACCUCAGACUUACAUUAGGCCACACCCCUAACAGUGGAAAUUCGGGCCCCAUGGUUGACAAGAUUUCACAUAUGCCCUCUUCUCCCUUGAAGGCCUCUGCUUCUUCUGGCAGUCUAGUACCAUCAACAACAGGUAGUCCAGUAAGCAUAAUUAGCAUAUCAACAGGAAAUUGGGGACAAAACAAUGCCGAAGCUAUUCAUACUCCAACUAAACAGCAACAAGCAGAUUAUAUCACAAAAAGUUACCCUGUUACAAGCUCAGAAGCAGCAGCAGCCACAAGCGGAGACAUGAUCAGUGGGACUCCAGUCCAGAAACUUGUGCUGGUGUCAGCUCCAUCUGUUCUUUCGUCUGGCAGUGCAGCUGCAGUUCACAGGACACCUGCACCAACAUCUACAGGUGUUUCUUCCCAGAAGUUAGUUUUUAUUAAUGCUCCAGUUCCCAGUGGAAUCUCAUCCCCAACUGUUGUUGCAGAACCACUCAAACAGACUCUCCCUCCCCCGCUGAGUAAAACACACGUUAGGGCUCCAGAGCAACCCCAGAUCGUGCUGCUUCCCUCGACAGUGGGAGCGCCUGUAAAAGUAAACUCAUCGCCAACUGUGUCUCAGAUCAAAGAUGUGAAAAUUGGACUGAACAUCGGCCAAGCAAUCAUAAACACUUCAGGUACUGCGCCAGCCAUGCCAUCAGUUAACAUCCUGCAAAAUGUAACCCCACAAGGAGAUGGCAAAGCUAGCAAGGGCUGUAUUCUGCCAUUGUCAGCAAGUGGUAGUUCAAGUCCAGCAAGCGCAAAUUUUGAGAGUCAGAAUAUUAGUCCUGUUAAUGAAUCAGUGGUUUCUGCAGCAAGGGCAGUAAACAUGUUUUCAGUCACUGGAGCAAAUGUUCCUUUGGGUUCCCUUCCAGUGACCUCAGCCUCUGCGUCAGUUGGGACACGGCCUCCUGUUUUAGUGAGUGGAAAUGAUGCCUCUUCAAGAAUGAUGCCUAUGUUGUCAAGUAGGCUUUGCACAUCCAAUCUUGGAAACACCGUGGCUAUAUCAACUGUGAAAACAGGACACCUUGCAUCAUCUGUUCUGAUUUCAACUACACAACCCACAGUGUCUCCCAAAUGUUUAACAUCAGCUUUGCAAAUCCCUGUUACUGUUGUCUUACCUGCACCUGGGACUGCAUCCCCUAAAAUAAUCAACACAGUUCCCCAUUCAGCAACAGUACCAGGAGGUCCACGUUGUAUAUCCCUUUCUAAAAGACAAUCUCGGACUUCUCUCCAGUUUCAGCCGCCAGGGAUUUCAGCUACAGUGCCAAUAAAUGUAAACACAAGUAAACCUCAGACUGAGCUGUCAUCCCUCUCACCAAGUCCGGGUAAAAUAAUUAAUGUUUCCAAUUUUGCCUCUCUGCCAAGCCAGCAGAUGCCCCCCGCCUUGGUAAAAUCCACCCCCAGCUACAGUCCCGCUCCAGUUGGUUCUGCCAUUCACACUGCUGCAGCACCGUCGAACGUGACUAGUCCGGCAGGAAGUCAGUUCAGUGAACCCUGUGUCCAGCAAAAAAUAGUCAUCAGCACCAGUACGCCUUUGGCACCUGGCACUCACAUCAUGAUCAAUGGAACCCGGUUUAUUGUUCCCCCGCAAGGUCUCGGAGCUGGCAGCCAUGUUCUCCUUAUAUCUACUAAUCCAAAAUACGGACCUCCCUUAGUUCUCAACAGUGGCCAAGGCAUUCAGCCGACACUGGUAGAUAACCCUGCCCAGAAGAUCACGCCAGCAUCAAAUAAUUCCUUAAGUGAGCAACCUGUAAAACAUCCUGUAAGAAGCUCUACAAAAAUGGUGAACUCCUUUGGGAAUGCAAGUUCUCUGCCCACAGUACACACAACACCCCAGAUCGCGAACUCAGCAGCUCAAGUUUCUGUUCCACCUCCUGCACCAGCGGUAUCGCUGACGUCCGUAAUUAAGUCCCCUCCGGCUACUCUCUUGGCCAAGGCCUCUUUGGUUUCUGCCGUUUGUUCCAGUAACCCUCCACUGCCAAGCAGCACUUCAGUGCUUCAGUUGGACACCUCUGUCAAAAAAUUGUUGGUUAGCCCAGAAGGAGCCAUUUUGAAUACCGUAGAUGCUCCAGCAUCUAAGGUUUCUUCACUCUCUUCGUCUCUCUCUCAGAUUGUUGUAUCUGCCGGUCGAGAUCCUGCCUCUGUCUUCCCUGUUUUCCAAUCAUCUGGCUUAGAGAAGCCUGACACAGCUGCGUCUUGAAUUUAGACUAAAAGAGCCAGUUUUUAAAUCAUGGGGCAUUGUUUUGACUCUCAUAAGCAUUUUAACUUUAUUAUACUGUUGAGAACAUGCUAUACAUAGUUGUGUGUGUGUAUGCGUGUGCGUGUGCGUGUGCGUGUACAUUCGCUUGCAACAAAGCUUUGUUUUCUAGGGAGGGAGAAAUGUAUUCCAUUUCACUCAUUGCUCAUUGGUAUGAGAAUGUUUUCAGAGGUUCUUUGUUUAAAGUACAUGGCCAGGAUUUACCUGUCUGUAGCAUAAAUUGAACAAAGUGUGACUCGUUUAGAGUAAGCUAGCCAUUUUGCACACUUGCAUCGACAUGUUUUCUCUUGAAUUUGAACUGUUGCAGCCUGUCUAUGACAUGGUAUUCUGUGUCAUUAGUGAAAUCUUAUUUUCGUUUCUGUAAAAAAUAUAUAUAUAUUUAUGCAUUGUGAAAAUGCAGUCCACAGUGUAAAAUUGUACAUAUUCCUAAAUCCCUAACAACCUGUACUAAAUAUAUGUACAAAGAACUAUGCUGUCUUAUUUAUGUUUUGUUUACAUAAUGUAUAGUUUUUUAAGUAUUUUAGUAAUUUUGGACCAGUGAACUGUUAGCAACGAUGCAGAAUAAUCUGCAUGUAAUAAAAUGAGUUGCUGUAUCUCUUGGUUUGAAUACCAUUUUUAAAGUGUGUUCUUGUUCUGUUGAAAGAAUACAUGAUGUAAAUGAAGACAGUCCUUCACAAAAAGGAUUUAAGGCUGGAAAAUUUGAAUUAAUUAGAGGUAGCAUUUGUACAGGGCUUUAUAGUUUACAAAUAUUACUUUCAUGUGUCUCAUCUUAUUUUCACAGUACUCUUGAGAGUUUAACUCAUGUGUUCAAGGUUACCCAGCUAGUAGGUGGUAGAGCCUGUACUCGAAUCUGAUGCUUUAAAUCCUUUUUCCAUGGUUCUGUAUCACUUCUGUUAUAAAACUUCACGCUAGAUCUUCAUUGACCAAAACAAGUGAUUUUUUUUCAAGUCAGUAUAUGUGGUCUCUGUUUAUACACCCCAAGUAUGUUUUUUCAGAUUUUUUAUUUUAAAAUAAUUUUAGAUUCACAGGAAGUUACAAAGAUAGUAUAGAGAGGUCUCAUGUACCCUUUACCUUGUUUCCUCUAGAUGUAUUUCUUUUUAAAUUGAGGUGUAGGUUUAUAGUGACUGAUUUCCAAAAUGGUAUUUAAGUACACGAUUUUUUUUUUUUUAGUUUAGAAUAAAAGUGUUUGUGGACACCUUUAAUUAUAAGUGCUCUUUGCUUUUUUUCCAGUGAGGGAGCAAUUACUUAAAUCUUAUUGUAAAGCAAAUUUUAUGGCUCGCUGACUCUCAGGAUUUGACUUUGUGACUAUUUUGGAAUAUGCCUUGUUUUAAAUAAAAGGUAGAUUUUA
Carlito syrichta (Philippine tarsier) is the source of this 7148-nucleotide messenger RNA. It is a transcript of the gene BRD10, whose product is annotated as KIAA2026 ortholog. The coding region runs from base 155 to 5743 and encodes 1862 amino acids. Lineage: Eukaryota; Metazoa; Chordata; Mammalia; Primates; Tarsiidae. The transcript has 8 exons. The record is from RefSeq and is a predicted model, not a curated record.